Messenger RNA from Corylus avellana, 1623 nucleotides. Its product is annotated as Pectin lyase-like superfamily protein. Gene Ontology annotation, molecular function: polygalacturonase activity. Gene Ontology annotation, biological process: carbohydrate metabolic process. Lineage: Eukaryota; Viridiplantae; Streptophyta; Magnoliopsida; Fagales; Betulaceae. The record is from RefSeq and is a predicted model, not a curated record.
GACAUUCUGAGAGCUUCCCAGAGUGUGAAGUGAAGCCUCCUCUGCUCUUUCCUUUUACAACAGAACAUGAAAAAGUACAACCUGGGAUGUUGUUGUUCAUCUUCAACAUGUCUCAUGCUCAUAUUUCUGGCCUCAAACCUCGCAUGUGUACAAGGUUUUGACUCUCUUUUACAGCUCCCACAAUCUGGGUCGGCCAGGAUGCGGCCUAGAUCCAAACGGGUCCUUUUUCUUGGCGACUUUGGUGCACAAGGAGAUGGCCUUCAUGAUGAUACAAAGGCCUUCAAGGAUGCUUGGGAAAUAGCCUGUUCUUUCUCUCCAAGAGCAAGAAUUGUAAUUCCUGCUGGAAGAACUUUUCUGAUUCAUCCUAUUGACAUUGCUGGGCCUUGCCGAUCAAAAAUCACAUUACAAAUCUCUGGUACAAUCAUGGCACCCAAAGAUCCUGGUGCCUGGUUUGGUAUGAAUCGACGUAAAUGGCUCUACUUCCAUGGGGUGAACCACCUUACUGUAGAAGGAGGAGGCACAAUCAAUGGGAUGGGACAGGAAUGGUGGGCACGGUCUUGCAAGACCAACUCCACAAAUCCAUGUCAUCAUGCUCCGACGGCCUUUACUUUCCAUAGGUGCAAGUAUUUGCAUGUGAAGCACCUCAAGGUGGUUAAUAGUCAACAAAUGCACAUGUCAUUCACCAAGUGUCUUCGGGUUGUUGCAGCCCAUCUCGAUGUGAUAGCACCUGCACGUAGCCCUAACACUGAUGGAAUUCACAUCAGUGCUUCAAAAGGUGUUGAGGUCAAGGAUAGCAUAAUCAGAACAGGGGAUGACUGCAUCUCUAUUGUCAGCAACUCUUCACGGAUCCGGAUCAGAAACAUUAUCUGUGGCCCUGGUCAUGGCAUAAGUAUCGGAAGCCUGGGAAAAUCAAACUCAUGGUCACAGGUGCAUGAUGUAGUGGUUGAUGGAGCUUUCCUCACCAACACUGCAAAUGGGGUGAGGAUCAAAACAUGGCAGGGAGGUAGUGGUUUUGCAACUGGGAUUUCCUUCCAGAAUGUGCUGAUGGAAAACGUAUCCAAUCCAAUAAUAGUAGAUCAAUAUUAUUGUGAUUCAAGGCAUCCAUGUGCAAAUCAGACUUUGGCUGUAAAAGUGGCGAAUAUAUCCUUCAUGCACAUCAGAGGGACUUCAGCUACAGAGGAAGCAAUAAAAUUAAGUUGCAGUGAUGACUUCCCAUGUGAAGGGUUAUACUUGGAAGACAUUCAACUUGUAUCAAGCUGUGGGGGAAUUACAAGAUCUUUUUGUUGGAAAGCGUAUGGGUCGAGUUCGGGUUUGGUAAACCCACCUGCUUGCUUUUCUUGUAGUGAAAGCUACAUUAACCAGAAAGUCUUACUGGAUUCUGGCAUUCAUUCCAUCUGAAGAGAGAUCAUUCAGUUUUGAAUUUGUAUAGAAGAAUAGCAAAGAGAUCAACUCUUGUGCAGAUAUACGGCAUGACUUUGUGGGGUUCAAUAUACCUAAUUCGUACAUAAAUUCCUCGAUGAUUCCUUCUUCCUAUUAUAUGUAAAUCAUUGAAGGACUAUACUCAAUAAACAAAGCAUAAUUUAGCGAAAUUCAUCAAUGCUAUUGCUGUGCUUUUCCUCUUUC